Messenger RNA from Porites evermanni, 10290 nucleotides. The record is from the annotation of a GenBank genome assembly. NCBI's taxonomy places the organism in Eukaryota, Metazoa, Cnidaria, Anthozoa, Scleractinia, Poritidae.
GGCCAACCAAGGCCAAUGCAACGUCCGGUGGAGAUCAAAAUACAAAAUUCCCCGUCGAAUAACUGAUCAAAGUUCGUACAGCCGUCAUUUGAGGUGUUUCCUGCCGAGAGUAAGUACAGCUCUUAAUUUUCUCGUCGAGAAGAAGCAGGACGCUGUUGCGAAGAUGUCGAGCAAGCACAGAAAAAACACCAGUGUCUCGCUGUCAAUGAGCAACUUGUUGGAAGAACCGCUGCAGUUUGCGGCGGUUCUGAUUAUGACGACUUUGUUCAUCUUUGCUCACACUCUAGGCAUUCUUUUUUCGAUUUAUGUUCUCUUAACACCCUUGUACGGCUUUAUGGUGAUCUAUUUGCUAUGGACAUACUGCUUUGAUAUGAAGACGCCCUCUAAAGGAGGCCGAAGAUACGAGGCAUUUCGAAGGCUUAAAACCUGGGAUUAUUUUCGCGAUUACUUUCCAGUGCGACUCAUUCGCACAAAGAGACUUGACCCCAACAAAAACUACAUUCUAGGAUACCAUCCACAUGGAAUUAUGUGCGCUGGAGCUUGGGCUAACUUUGCUACCGAGGCCACUGGUUUUAGUGAUCUCUUUCCCGGGAUUAAGUCUCAUCUUCUAACUCUAAAAUGUAAGUCACAUAUUUAUCUUUUUAAAUUUUUUUAAUUCCUUGCAUGCUAACGCAUAUACGAUUUAGAUAAUUUCAUACUGUACAAGUAAACUUUACGAAGCCUCCCUCGUUCACUCUUUGUACAUCUUGCGAGUGCAAAGUACAUGUCAUGCACCUAUUCUAUUGAAAGGUCAACAGCCUAUGCAAAAGAUUUUCAAUUGAGAGCAUUGUUUAGAGAUAACUCAAGUGUUUGAUAUGUAUGUAUAUUUUAUUAGUCAUUGAUUUUGCAGUGUACUUACUUCAAAACAUCUCGCUUUUUCAACUCUGGCAAAUUGUUCUUUUCAUGACGUAAAUAACACGUCUGAAAUUGUAUACCGCAUCCCUAUAAACAGGAAACGAAAGUCGAGCUAAGUCUGCAAGCUAAGCUUUCAUCUCUCUAUUUAAAGCAAAUAGAAAAUUAAGCUCACACUGGUAAACGCAAUUUUUGCAGAUAAGUACCUUGCCAUAUUAACGAAAUUCAAAAUUUAUAUUUAAAAGUCAGUUUUAAAGAAAGAAAGAGUAAAUUUUGAACUUUCAAGGCUAUCAAACGUAUUUGAAAGUUGUUGCAUGCACCACCCCGGAUGAAUGAAGUGUGUGAUGUAUCACUUUACAGUCGACCCUCUGAAUGGAUCAGGAAGGGAUUACCCUGUGAGCAACUAGAGAGGCCCUUCCAUCUUUUUUAGGGAGGGACCAUCAGAAAAGUUAUCGGGGAUGGGGAUGGGAAGGUGAAAAAUAUUCAUGCCAGGGAAAAUUAACUAAAGAAAGGGAAAAGGGAAAUGUUAGCGAAAAAAUAUUUAUGCAGCUUUAAAAUUCCCACCCCGGUCAUAACUUUUCUAAUUGUCCACCCCUUAAAGGGCCAGGGAAGCUCUGCUCACAUGCGUGGUGCUACUUUUCAGAUAAAUCCUCUUGCACGCUGAAGUAAUGAUAAUUUAUUGUUGAAUACAUUAUGCUCAUGUUUGCAAGUCAUUCUUAUUCAUUGGAUUCAUUACUGUUAUUUUAUUUUUAGUGAUGUUUAAGUUUCCCCUUUGGCGUGACUUUAUCAUGGCUGGAGGUGUGUGCGAUGUCUCAAAAGAGAGUAUCCGCCACAUUGUUACAAAGCAAGGUACCGGUAAUGCAGCGGUGAUUGUAGUUGGAGGGGCAGCAGAAUCUCUUGAUGCCCGUCCAGGCUCUUACACUCUGACCCUCAAAAACAGGAAAGGAUUUGCAAAGAUGGCUCUUCAAACAGGGUAAGGAGAACAAAAUAAUAUUUUCCUUAGUGUUUAGUUUCAAUACUUUAUUCCUCCCAAAGUAAAUUUAAGAACAAAUCUUAUUCUUAAUACCCUUACUGUAUUUCUUGUUCUGAGAACUGUGCAUUACACAUUGAAUAACAUUUAAGGUUGUCACCUGGAAAGUACAAAAAAAUGGCCAGUUCAUGCACAUAAUUUAAAGGGAUUGUAGAAUAUUAAAAAGGUGUUCUUUACUUUUUUCAAAGAACACAUUCUUGUUUUUUCAGCUCUUAUUUUCCUAGUCAAAGAGCACCCUCCUGGUGUUUAAGAGGUGUCAGGGUUAAAUUCUGUCUGGAGCUCAAAAUUUUUUCUUUGUAGUAAUUACUCCAUCUUUUUCCCCCGAGGACCAAACUUAAAAUUUGCGCUGUCUUUAUUUAUCAUUGUGUAGUUUGUAUUUAGUCGUACAUGAAACUAAUUUCCCUUUUUAUAUAAAUUCCUUUGUAGGGCAUAUCUUGUGCCAGUGUUUUCUUUUGGUGAAAAUGAAUUAUUUAACCAAGUCAGUAAUCCAAGAGGUUCACGGCUGAGGGCUUUUCAAGACAAGCUGAUGAAAAUAUUAUCCUUUGCUCCGCCUUUGUUCUUUGGUAGAGGCAUUUUGCCAAGAAUUAUUGGCAUCAUGCCGCAUAAGAGACCGGUCUGCACUGUAGGUAUGUACUACUGAAGUAGCAGUCACAGGCAGAUUUAGAUGAAAAUAAUUGUAUUAAAAAGUUUAUAAGAAUUCUCUGUAAAAUCUGUGGUCUAGAGACUUUAUUGUGGUCCUAGAUGCUGUCGAUACAAAAUCAAUAAUAGUAUUAACAGCUGGCAUUAAAUCUCCAUGCCUCAUGAUCCUCCUUCUGAAAUUUCUGAAUUCUUUAUACUGUCAAUCUUCUAGUAUGUGACCUCCCCUAAAUAACUGCUCCUUCAUCAUUGAGAGGUGCAACAUUCCUUGAAUCCCUGAUAGUUUUCCUGUGGACAGAUUUUCUCCUCUAGGGUAACUUUGUGUCAGCCUGUGAAAGUUAUUUUAGUUAUUUUGGUUCUNUAUAUAAAUUCCUUUGUAGGGCAUAUCUUGUGCCAGUGUUUUCUUUUGGUGAAAAUGAAUUAUUUAACCAAGUCAGUAAUCCAAGAGGUUCACGGCUGAGGGCUUUUCAAAACAAGCUGAUGAAAAUAUUAUCCUUUGCUCCGCCUUUGUUCUUUGGUAGAGGCAUUUUGCCAAGAAUUAUUGGCAUCAUGCCGCAUAAGAGACCGGUCUGCACUGUAGGUAUGUACUACUGAAGUAGCAGUCACAGGCAGAUUUAGAUGGAAAUAAUUGUAUUAAAAAGUUUAUAAGAAUUCUCUGUAAAAUCUGUGGUGUAGAGACUUUAUUGUGGUCGUAGAUGCUGUCGAUACAAAAUCAAUAAUAGUAUUAACAGCUGGCAUUAAAUCUCCAUGCCUCAUGAUCCUCCUUCUGAAAUUUCUGAGUUCUUUAUACUGUCAGCCUUCUAGUAUGUGACCUCCCCUAAAUAACUGCUCCUUCAUCAUUGAGAGGUGCAACAUUCCUUGAAUCCCUGAUAGUUUUCCUGUGGACAGAUUUUCUCCUCUAGGGUAACUUUGUGUCAGCCUGUGAAAGUUAUUUUAGUUAUUUUGGUUCUCAGAUGUGCUUGGUUGACACUGCAUUUCUUUUAGUAAAGUUAUGUGUGUAGUUGCUAAUGUGUGUCACAUAAUUUGUUACCCUUUAGUUUGUAUUUUUGUAUUAUAUUUUCCUCCAUUCAGUUACCUUUUAGUUGUUCAGUGAAUCUAAUGUUUUGAUUCCCUUUCAGUUGGCGCUCCAAUCCCAGUAAAGAGAGCAGUCACAAAUCCCAGUGCUCAACAAGUCAACAGGCUCCACAAGAAAUAUGUCCAAGGACUUAUAAAUCUGUUCGAGGAACAUAAGCACAGAUAUGGCUUGGCAAGAAGUGUCAAGCUAAGAAUUGUCUAGUUGAUUGGUAUGGUAAAAUUAUUGUCAGAUUGACUUUAAGAAUCAAGAUUUAUUAUUAAAUAUUUAAAUGCCCUUUUUUGUAAAAAUCUGUAAAAUUUUUGAGAGAAAAGACUCAAGCAGUAGGUUUUGCUUCAAGUUAUUUCAAGCACUGACCAGCUCCUGGUUGUUCCCAUAUAACAGCUUGUUCAAUAAUAUGAAUAAAUUCAAUAAUAAAAAUGUUAAUAUAUUGAUGAAAGCAGAUAGGUGAAAUUUAGGUGAAAUUCAUUUACCAAAUUGUUUUUCUUGUGUAUGCUUUUCUUUGUGAACAUUCAAAUGAUAGAAAGAUUAAUGAAAGUAAUAUAUAGUGAAUCAAUAUUCACCUCAAUAUUUAGAAGAUUAUUGUGAAGUUCUGAGUUACUGGUUUGGUUUAUUGAAAGUGGUUUGCAUUAAACAAUCUUCAAAUGCAAGCUUUGUGCCAUUAUUUUACUUGUUUCUCUUAUCUUUUAUUAUGAUCCCUUAACUUUCAACGUGCCCCUUCGUAGUAGUUUCAUAAAUGAAAAAAAGGAAACAGACUUUAAACUCUCCUGUGUCCAUAAUUUUUGCCUGAGUAGGGCAGGGUGACCUCCAUGUUGGCCUGGGGUGUAAGGGUGCCUCAAAGGGGAGAAGCCCUGGCCCUGUUUAAAUAAAGAAGUCUAAACCAAUCAAUCAAUCAACAACUUUAUUUAAGUGUCUAAUCUUCUAGCUUGCCGUCAGGCCUACUAAUCGGGGACACAACCUUCUACAGUAUCUCACUAUCUUGUGUAGGACUGAACCCUGUUAGGAUAAUGAACAAAAUACACGCUCUUCCUUUCCUUUAACAAACUAAGGCCCUUUUGAGGACAAGCUCCCUGUCCUGUUCACCACAGAGAGCACAAAAUAAACCACACAUAGUCCAGGUGUGUCCAAUAGUGUGUCCAGUCUAAUCACUCCCUCCCCAAAGUAGAAACUGAACAAAGAACUCUUGCCGUUUUUCCUUAUUCCGAGUUAUUCCUCAUUCUUAUCCUACACGUAUGUAGGAUGAAGUCCAGUCAACCCCAUAAGAGGAAGGUAGUCCCUUCAUUUCCACAAUUAGCCUGCGAGCAGUCUCUUAUUUUCCUUGGCUAAGUUACUACACGCGAAACCUAAGCACGAGAGCGACGAGGCCGCUUGUCGCGAGAACCGAGGGCGUAAGCCCAAGAAGAAAAAAUGUCUUUCUCGUCUCGUGUCAGUCCCUAAAUAAUAACAUCGUGGUUUGCAAUCGCGCUGGAUGAGAUAAGAACUGGACGGAUUUUAAGAGAAUAGGCGGACCGCAAGCAGUCUAUUCCACAAUCCUUUUCUUUGACUCCCUGUAAAGAGGUACCACUCCCUCGAAACGCUCCCCCCCCCCGGAAGAUUACCAGUUCGUUCCCAGGUCUUUGUUGAGCCAACAACACGUGCACAGAUCACCGCGUUGAAAGAUUUUUUCAAAAGUUCACAGACCGGAAGGCCAUAGUCUAAUAUUACCAUGUAUUUUGACACGGUUUUUGUUCUUUGACCUCUGCGAAAUUCUUUGAUUUAAUUCGUUAUAAAGUAAGGAUUGCAUCGGGACAAGAUGCCGCUCGUUGAAUUUGCGCCUCUUCGCAUACCUCUCCAUCGUCGGUUGGAGACAGCAGCAGUUGCGUUGUACUAUUACUCGUUCUAUUUUGGCGCCCUCAUUGGCACUCUUAUCAUACUGGGAUUGUUUUUUACCUCGUACUAUCCUCUGGCCAUCCUUUACUUGUCAUGGGCCUACCUCAUCGAUGGACGUACACCCGAACACGGAGGACGAAGAUCAAACUUUAUAAGAAAACUGCGAAUAUGGAAGUACUUCAGAGAUUAUUUCCCAAUCGCUUUGGUUAAAACAUCAGAACUUGAACCAAGCAAGAAUUAUAUAUUUGGCUACCAUCCCCACGGUGUGUUAUGUGCCGGAGCCUUCUGUAAUUUCGCCACCGAAGCCACAGAUUUUACCAACGUUUUUCCCGGCAUUACUCCGCAUUUGUUGCCGCUUAUGGGUAGGUAUAGAAGGCUUCUUUAAAAAUCUUAUUUUGUCAGUGCAGAGUACAUACGCGGUCGAAUGCACGAAAUCAGUGGAACGUUGAGUGUUUUGUAGCCUGUCACGCAAGUGUCACGUAAUAUAACACAGAGGGUACUUGAUCACGGUGUUUUAUUGAACUGAGGAGUGGAAACCUUUUUUAGACACUUUUCCUGCUUGACAGUUUAUAGAAAUGGUGAGUAAUGGGCGGAGAAACUCCAUUAUAAAAAAGGCAUGCUUGUUGGAGAAAAAGAAUUAAACCUCUAUUAAAAGGAGGCUUAUCCGGGCAUGACUCAGGCCAUACUCCAAUGUGAACACCUAAGUUUUGUUUGAAGAUAUUUCUGUAAAAAUAUUGGCUUUCCAUCCUAAACACCUCAAGUAAGACGAAAAUCUGCAAUUUCUACCCCAAAGCAAGAUGACAAGCAUCCCUAUCAUUUUCACUUAGGGUACCCCCUGUCCCCAGGACCUCUGGGAGGCUUAUAACCCGGGGGGGGAACUCCGCAUAUGAAAGGGGUGGGGGUGCUCGUCGGAAAAUUUGAAUUAAACCCCUAAAGGAGACCAAUCUGGGCGUGGCCCAAGCUUCUUUUGACCCCUGAAAGAGACCAUGUUAAAACACAGACAAAUGAGAAAACUUGGAUUAUAUGACUGGAGUAAAUAUAACGCAUUAAAAAUAUACAUAUCAAAUAUAUAUUUUUAAGUUUUUUUCGCGUGCAACCCUAAACGAGAUCUUCACGGCUAAAUAUGAUGGCGUUUUGCCCAGAACACGUAAAGUGAGACCGAAAUCCGAAAUUUACACCCCUAAGCAAGACGACGAGCAUCUCACCCCAUUUCAUAUGCGGAGUCCCCCCCCGGGGCUUAUAAUUUGCAAGAUGAUUUUCAACUUUGCCAGGUUUGAUCGCAAAGCUGAUCUUUGUAUCCUUUCCACUUUAAUUAAUUAGCCUUGUUCAAGCCACCCUUAUUCCGUGACUAUAUCAUGUGCAGUGGAAUGUGCAAUGUUACCCGUGAAAGUUGCGAGUACAUUCUUACAAAGAAGGGCCCAGGAAAUUCAGUGGUUAUUGUGGUAGGAGGAGCUGAGGAGGCAUUUGAUGCCCACCCAGGAACUUAUUCCUUGAUUCUGAAGCCAAGGAAAGGAUUCAUAAAACUUGCUUUGAGAACUGGGUGAGUCUGUUUAGAAGAGAAAUAAAUAAUCUUAAGAUUUGAACCUAGUGGACAAUAAGGGGAAAGCUUGCCAUCCAGAAAUGUCUCACUAUACAGUGGAACCUUGUCAUAUGACCAUCCUGUUUAAAUAACCACCUUGUUAUCAUGACCAUAUUCUUUCAACCCAGACAUAAAAAUCACUGAGUCAUUUUAUUACCUUAAAGACCCCGAUAAUGUGACCACCUCAUUAUUACAACCAGGAUUUUAUGGCCCAACAAUUGUUGCAUUAACAGGGUUCCACUGUGCAAAAAAUACUACCCCAAACAUGAGAUAAAUGGGGAAAAAAGAGGGCAAGGCCAGUAUUUAGCCAUCUUGACUGAACAAGCUUGGUAAAUGAAGAAUGAUGAUGAUAAUGUGGCCAAAGGAAAACGUUUUCUCAUGGAAAAAGCAGAAAAUCCCAAGCAGGCAAUUUAGUCGAUCAGAACACAGGGUUCUUCUUCUAGCCAGGGUUCUUUCCUGUUUCGCAGGGAGAAAGAGAAAAGGAGAGGGUCUCUUCCUGCGAAACAUUUGUAGUGGUGAGGAGAGACAGCUGUAUUCACAGGCCAUUUCCCUCUCUUGCCUGUGCUUUGUACUGUAAUUCCUACAGUACAUUAUAGAACCUGAAAAAGUGGUUUAAAUUCAAUACCAAAAUAUAAUAAUUUAAGAUGGAAAAGGGUGUAAUGUAUUGAGAGUACAAUUUGCAGGUGUGAAGGUUAGCACCUUCCAGUUUAAAGCCUUAGAAAACAGCCAACAUUUCAUGACACCACCACUAGUUUCACCAUGAAAUGAUAUCUGAGAAAUGAGUCCAGAAAUUCCAUACUGAUGACAUGUCACUACCCAGAUCUGGGUUCUGCUUCCUUCUGAUUGGCUGAAGCUUUCAGCUAAUCAGAAGCACUCAUUUCUCAGAUGUUAUUUCAUGGGGAAACCACUGCAAAGUGUUAGCUGUUUUCUCGGGCUACUUCCCAAUCAGUCGCUUGCAUUAUUGCACCUGCAGCUGCAAAUUAAAUGCAGUAUCUACAGUAUAAAUUAUGUUGGAACUCUGUUGUAUUUCCAGAGCUUCGUUAGUUCCAGUAUUUGCGUUUGGCGAAAACGAUGUAUUCAACCAAGUCAAUAAUCCAAGGGGAUCAUGGUUGCGAGAUAUUCAGCUGAAAAUACAGAAGAAGGUUGCAUUUGCCCCGGUUCUUUUCCAUGGCCGGGGAAUUUUCCAGUACACAUUUGGUUUUUUGCCACACAGAAAACCAAUAAAUGUUGUUGGUAGGUGAUACUGUGAAGUAAUAUUUCCUUAAUAGAACAAUUUACUGGUAGAUAAUAUUAUAUUGUUCCUAGAUCACAAAUCACAGAAGUAAUAGCUUGCUUGAUCAUAAUAAUUUAUGCAAUAUAAGUAUCAAUUUAGGUGCUGGGGAAACUGCCCACCUACCCCUCUCCUAACCCAACGUUUUGCCCUAAGUGAGAAGUAUGUGUUAUAAAUGUUGACUUGGGGGAGGAGUAGAUGGGCAGUUUCCUAGAAACCUAAAUUGAUCCCAAUAUAAUAGUACUUAUAAACUGAAAUUGAGGUCAUUACAGGGAAAUCUCAGACCAAGGCCUUGAUAUGCGAGGUUAAUAAGUUAUUUAUUAUAUUCUACAGUAAUUCGACCCCAAGCUUUUUCAGUUGCCCAGAAUGUUCCAAAAUGGCAGCAAAGCAUAAAUAAACGUUCAUUUUCUCAUGGAACAGUCUAGUCUGUACCAACAAAUUCAAAUACCUUUUGAGGGACCCCCUUUCUUGGACCCCCUUUCUUGAAAAAGAGAGAAAGACCCUCACUGGUCAAUUCCUAGACUAAACCCUGCAUCCAGCAAGGUGUUUUUGUCCCAUAUUACCAUUUCCCUGCAAAUUAAUGGGCCCCAUUAAUGCACUGGGAAGGGAUGCUCUUCAGAGAAUUGGAAUGGUACCCUUUAAUGAGACAGCUUGUGUGUAAGAGACUGCUUUUAGGGAGUUAAUUUUUAUAAACGUUCUUAUAAUCUUCUUAUCCUUUGCAGUUGGGGAACCUAUUUCAGUAACAAAAGUGGACAACCCAACACCUGAACAAUUGGAUGACCUUCAUGCUACUUACAUUGACAGACUCAAAAAGCUUUUUGAAGAUCACAAAUCGAAGUACUAUGUUCCUGAAUCAACAGAGCUGGUUAUUUACUAAUAGCAUCAAACCUUUUUUUUUUGUUGGACAAAAAUAACUGUAUGUUGGAUGUGUUAAUGACCAGUACUGUGACAGUGAAGCUCAGGACUGGUUGACUUUGUACUCAUUGCAACUACAUAAAUGUUUUAGAAAUAUUUUUAGUGUUAAUGUUUAUGCAAAAAAUAAUAUGUAUUUGUUAGCAGAUUUACAUGUAUGAAUGGCAAUGGGCACUUUUAUACAAGAUUCUUAACUUGUAAAGUAAUAGUAUUUAACUGCUAAUAAGUUUUAUAAUCCACUUCCCUUGUGAUUUAAAUCAAAGAGUAGCUAUUUAGUGAUAGAUUAACUCCAUUUAUAAGUUAGAAAAGACAAAAUAUAUUAUAAAUAUUAUAAAAAAGUUGUUUUAACAUAUAUAUAAUAUUUUUCAAGUACAAAUUAAUGUGAUAGCUAAUGUCAAUUAUACCAUUAACUUUUAACCCAUUAUUUGAAAAUUUUUUAGUAGACUCCCCGCCAGAAAAGUGACCCCAUGUUAAUUGCACACAUGUAAUGCCUCGUAAUUAAUUUUUAUGAAUUGAGACAGUAUAAAAAAAAUUCUGUACAAAAUAAUAACAUUAACAUGUCAUUGCAUCAAAGGCAAUGUAAAUAACAAUACAGGUACUAGGAGAACCAUACUUUGUCUUUAAAAUAUAGUCAAUAAAAUAAUAAAAUAAGGAUUAACUAUGAGAGCUUUGUUGGGAUCUGUGGAUGAAAUCUUGUGGUCUUACCAUUUAAAUAAAUUAAAACUCUUCAGACAACAAGAUUCCACAUGGUAGAUGUCAAUGCAUUGCACUUAUAUUAGUUUUCUCAAUUUUACAGCAUAAAAUUGGAAGCUUUGCUCUGUAUGACUUAUAGUAAGCUUUUGCUACAUGUAGAAAUGAAAGUGUUCAUUGAAACGUGCAUAGUGAUCUGUAUAAUUUAUAGAUUCUUACACCAAUGAUCUGAAUGAUCUGACUGCAGAUCAGGCCAGUCUGACUGUUACUACCUAACACUGCCUGUUUCUGUUAAUAAUACCUUUUCUUUACAUUGACACUCAUCCCAUAUACAACAACCC